This is a messenger RNA of Habropoda laboriosa, 769 nucleotides long. It is a transcript of the gene Saysd1, whose product is annotated as SAYSvFN domain-containing protein 1. The record is from RefSeq and is a predicted model, not a curated record. Lineage: Eukaryota; Metazoa; Arthropoda; Insecta; Hymenoptera; Apidae. The transcript has 2 exons. The coding region runs from base 245 to 733 and encodes 162 amino acids.
CCUAUACGAUUUAUGACAUCUCAUCCUUUAACAUAGUGUCGGUUUGCUCUUCUUUAUGAAAUAUGUUGGUUAAAUACACAUUGGACAAACUUUGUUCGACCAAUAAAGAAACACCGAAUGUGAUGCACGCGCAAUAAACGACCAAUCGUUUAAUAAAAGGGUUAUGUCAGUUUAAAAUGAGCCACGAAUGAAUGCAAAGUAAACGUGCUCGACGAGAAAAAAAAAGGCAACAUCUGUAUCCGCUAUGGAUGGAGUCGGUAUAAAGGCUAAACUUGACGCUUAUCGACGCAAAAAACGCAAAGAAGAAAUGACAGAGUUUAUUAAGAAUGCGAUACAAACUGUCUUACCGUGGAAUGGAAAUAAAACGAUUAAACACACUCCUUUGGUUGCACAGUCAAACGAUAUCGAGGAUGUCCAGGAUACGGAAAGCACCUGUUCUGAUGACAGUCUUGAUCAAUCACAAUGUACAAUGCUAACUAAAGUAACAUAUCUACUUUAUUUCCUCCUAUGGGCUGCCUUAUAUAUAAUUGCAAUUGAAUAUGAAUUUGGAGCAGUAUAUUUUGUCGUAUCUAUAUUAGUAUUCAUUUGCUUAAAUACCAGGUCUAAACCAAAAAAACCAGGUGAACUUAGUGCCUAUUCUGUAUUUAAUCCAGACUGCAAAGCUAUUGAAGGAACACUUGAUGCUUCACAAUUUGAAAGAGAAAUUCGAUAUGGUAUAGGAAGUGUACAUUAAUUUAAGUUGUGAAACAUUUAAAUUGAUCUUAUUUAU